Molecule: messenger RNA, 4868 nt
Organism: Cuscuta epithymum
Lineage: Eukaryota; Viridiplantae; Streptophyta; Magnoliopsida; Solanales; Convolvulaceae
Source: the annotation of a GenBank genome assembly
AAUAGGCACAUAGUCUUCCAGUUACUGUAUAAAUUGGACAAUUAAACCUUGUUUUCUCUUCACACUCAAUACACAAAUUCUCUCACACAGAAAAAAUCAAGACCCAAAUGAAAAUAUCAAAUAAGCCAACCAUCCUCCACCUCCUCCUCCUGGCAUAUGCUCUGUCUUCAGCUCCACCGGUCAUCGGCGUGGCGUCGGGGAAGUCGCCGGUGUUUCGGGAAUACAUAGGCGCAGUGUUCAGAAACGUCAAGUUCUCCGACGUGCCCAUAAACCCAAACGUUGACCACUUCCAUUUCAUUCUGUCCUUCGCCAUUGACUACAAAACCUCAUCUUCCUCUGCCCCUCUUCCUACCAAUGGCAAAUUCAACAUUUUCUGGGACUCCCAUAACCUCUCCCCUUCUCAUGUCUCCGCCAUCAAGUCUAAGCAUUCUAAUGUUAAGGUAGCCGUCAGCUUAGGCGGCGACACCGUAAAUGAACUCCCCGUCCUUUUUGCACCGUCUUCCGUCGAUUCUUGGGUUUCAAACGCCGUGUCUUCCCUGACCCGGAUCAUCGGAGACUACAACCUCGACGGAAUCGACAUAGACUACGAGCACUUCCAACCCGACUCGGACCCAGACACGUUCGUGGAGUGCAUCGGACGGCUGAUCACCGCCCUGAAGAAAAACAGAGUGAUUUCAUUCGCCUCCAUAGCGCCGUUCGACGCCGCCGCCGUCCAGAGACAUUACACCGCCCUGUGGAAGCGGUACGGCGGCGUGAUAGACUACGUCAACUUCCAGUUCUACGCAUAUGAUAACGGGACCACCGUGAAGCAGUUCAUAAGCCAUUUCAACAAGCAGAGGGAUGAGAACUACGGUGGGGGGAGAGUGCUGACGAGCUUCGUCAGCGGCGGGGGCGGCGGGUUGUCGCCGGAAAAGGGGUUCUUUAAGGCUUGCGGCGAGCUGAAGAGGGAGGGGAAGCUUGAUGGGAUAUUUGUGUGGUGUGCUGAUGAUUCGAAAUCGAAUGGGUUCAAGUAUGAGAAGAGGGCGCAGGCUCUGCUCGCCGACCAAAAAUAAGUUGAUUUUUUUUAUACAACUGAAAGAAAACAAAAAAUAAGGUGAUGAAUCCUGAUGAUACUCUCUAUUUUCAUCACAAUUAUUACUCUGAUGAAUAAAAAGAAAUUGCCCAUAAUAAGACUAAAACAUACUUAAAAAGCCAUAAUAGGACUUAGCAUGUUUAAUUCCCCUAAUAGGAGUUAUACGGUCCUAUGCAGACGUUUCGCAGUUUAGCUAAUGUCUAUAUUACCCCUGUUUCUAUUUUUGCUAUUCGGUUGGGGGGUUUACCGGCUAUUUUCGGUUAUUGCGUGUGAAAGCAUUUAUUAGUUUCCUUUUCCGUUUUUGAUUAAGAUUCUGCAUAAGAAUUAGUUUCCUAAAUCAGUUGGGACAUGAUUCAAUUUAUUUGCUCAUUCGUCGUUUUCUCCUGCAUUCUUCUUUUUCCGCCAUUGUUUGAAGUUGGAGUUCGUUGAGGCGGUUGAGCUGUUCGCCGUUCUGCUUUUCAUUCAUCUUCUUCUGCUGUUCAUCGUUCUGCUCUUCGUCGUUUUGUCCUGCUUUUCAUUCAUCUUCGUUCGUUUGCAGAGUAUGUUUGCUGAAACUUGUCAUCGUUUAUCGUCUUUUUUCUUCAAUCAUUGUUAAAUGUAUGUUGCAAUUUCAUACCUUUUACAAUAUGUCAAUUCGUCAGUUAUACACAUGUAGCUAUGUAGUAUAAUUCUUCUACAAUAUGUCAAUUCGUUAUUCAUUGUAUGUUGUUAUUUCGUAAAACAUGUCUUUUUGUAUUCGGAACUGUCAUGUUGUGCCAUUUUGUUUGGUACAUAAUAAUUAUAUAUCCUUAUAAACUGUCAUGUUGUAUAACUCUGCGUUGUUUCAUGCUUAUAAACUGUCAUGUGUGUGUCAUGUUAUGCUGAAAUAUUUGUUUUCCUUCACUUUUUAGGAACCUUUUUCCACAAUGGAUCCUGUUUUAUUUGUUAUGGUCAAGGUGGAUGGUUUUUGGGAUUCUGACUAUGUGUUCAUCAAUGUCCACACAUGUGGUCUUCAUGUUAACUAUGGUGUUCAAUAUACUUCUUUUGUUGAUAUGUUGACUGGCAUGUUUUGUCAGUACAAACCAAAUCAUAAUUUCAGGCUUUCUUAUAUGCGAGAUGGAUUCCCUCCUCCUGUUACUAUAAAUGAUCAAUCUAGCUUAACAUUUUAUCUUUAUAUCAAGUCUCUUCAACCAGAUUUUUUAAAGUAUCCUCUUUGUGUUGAGUUUUAUCCUGUCUCUUCUUCCUCUGCAUUUUCUGUUGAUGUUGAACGUUCCAUUUUUCCUCCAACUAAAAAUGUUGUUAUUUCUCCACAACAACUUACCACUUAUACUAUACCCUUCUCCUCACCUCCAACUUCUGUUGUUAAUCUUUCAACUCAUUCACUUUCUGUUGAUGAGAAUGUUGUUGAUUCUUCCCAACAACAUGCCUCCUCACCUGCACUCUCUUUUGAUGAUAGCCCAUCUUUUUGCACUGAAAAUGUUAACCUCUCUGGUACACACUCUCAAGAUGUUGCUUUUUCUAGUAACACUGUGUCUAGAGCUGUAGAAAUUGAAACGUCUGAAGACAGUGAUGAAGACACAGAUGACAUGACAGAUGGCUUAGUAAUAGAAUCAUGUCAAUCACUCUCAUUUCUCCACAAUUUUGAAGUCAUCACACACUCCCAUCCUACUUCUCUUGUUCUCUAUGCUAUUUACAGAAGUAAAAAAGACCUUAUCCACCAUCUGAAGCUCUAUGCUAUCACAAACCACUUUCAAUACAGAACUAAGACCUCUAGGAAAAUAUCUUUACAUGUUAUUUGCUUAGAUCCUGAAUGUCGUUGGACUGUUCGAGCUGUAAGACUACAUGGUGUAGAAAUGUUUCAAAUCAGAAGGUAAUUCUAUUUUCCUUCUUUGUUUGACUUCAUUGUAAAUUCUUGUUUAUCAGAAUGUCAUGUAUUGAUGACAUUCUUACACAAGAAUGCCAAAUAUAUAUUAGUCAGUUGUAUAGUAAUGCCACUUUUUUGUCCUUUUAGAUUCCGUCCAGAACACACAUGCUCUAUUGAUUAUAGACAAGGCAAACAUAGACAGGCAACUGCUAAUGUGAUAGCACAACUUAUUGCACACAAAUACCUUGAUGCUUCCAGUAAACCAUACCCACCAAAGCAAAUUCGUGAAGACAUGAGUGUGGAGUAUGGAAUUUCCAUGUCAUACAAAAAAUCUUGGAAAGCACAGAAGAAAGAAAUGCAGCUCCAAUUUGGUUCUGAUCUUGAAUCCUAUCAGGUUUUGCCUUCUAUGGCUUAUGUGCUUAAGAAAGCGAAUCCUGGCUCUAUUUUUGAUCUAGUCACAGGGCAGGAUGAUGCAUUUUGUACCUUUUUUAUGUCAUUCAGUGCAUGGAUAGAUGCUUGGCCCUACUGCAGACCUGUUCUUAUAUUGGAUGGUUCUUUCCUCAAAGGUUACUAUAAAGGCACUCUUCUUACAGCUUGUUGCCAAGAUGCCAAUGAUCACAUAGUUCCUAUUGCAUUUGGUAUUUGUGAUUCUGAAACAAAAGCUUCUUGGAAAUGGUUUUUAUCCAAAGUCUCUCAGACAAUAAAGUACAGACAUGACCUUUAUGUAGUAUCUGAUAGGCAUAAAGGGCUUAUAAAGGCUGUUUCUGAACUCUUGCCACAUGCUAGCCACGGUUUUUGUGUUGCUCAUCUGCGUCGUAACAUGACACCAAAAUUCAGAGGAUCUGCAGCUGGUUUGGGAUGGAAGUUCAAAGCUGCCUAUAUGGCAGCAACUGUUAAAGAAUAUCAUGACUACUUAUCCAUGUUGGAUUCUGAAGACCCCAGGAUAAGGACUUGGCUAGAGAAACUAGGUGCUAACACAUGGGCAAAAGUAAUGUCUGGACCAAAGAGAUAUAAUAUUAUGACAUCCAAUUGUGCUGAAUCUAUGAACAAAGUCAAUGUAUGUGCAAGAGAGUAUUCUGUGUCUAAAGUUGUUGAUUUCUUGCGUGAAAGGAUGCAGCAAUGGUUCACUGAGAGGAAAGAAAAGGCUGAGAAAACAAGUACUAUACUCACACGGAAGUGUGAGAAACGUCUUGUAGCUUUGCAAGCUGAAGCUACACGUAUGAAGGUAAAACCAUCAUGUGCCUAUGAAUUUGAAGUUGUUGAUAGAAGAUGCACUUCUUUUGUGGUCAACCUCAAUACUAGAAGUUGUACUUGCGGCCACUUUCAACUAGAUCACUUUGUUUGUGCUCAUGUUGUUGCUGCAAUUGCUAUACGCCCACAUCUGUCAUGUUAUACUUAUAUUUCACCUUAUUACACUAGAGAUGCUUGGCUUGCUACAUGGUCUGGUAUUAUGCAUCCAAUUGCUGAUCGUGACAGUUGGUCCGUUCCUGCUUCUACUCAAAACCAACGAUGCAAGCCACCAACUUGUAUGAAACGUCCUCCUGGUCGCCCGAAGAAAUCUAGGAUUCCAUCCAUUGGAGAAUAUAGAGGUUCAAAAAGGCAAAGAUGUUCUAGAUGUCAUGUGCUUGGGCAUAAUAAGAAAACUUGUAGGAAUCCCAUUCCAAUCAAUACCCAUUGAUGUCAUGGCUAAUUGAUUGCAUCAUAUACUUUUAGGAAUUUUACUAUGUGGUUUGGAAGUAGUUGUCAUUUGUUUAAAUGUUCUGACAUUUAGUGUUUAUGAGUUGUCUUUUGGCAUUUUGUUUAAGCUUAACUGACAUAUUUCAUAUUUGAUGGCAGUUGUGGUUCACACUUGAUGCCAGUUUGUUAUGAAUACAUUUCAAUGUCAUAUUUCACAGUUGAUGUCAGUUGACUUAUGGUUUGGCAUUUUGUUUAUUGUUAAUUAACAUAUGUCAG